Messenger RNA from Diatraea saccharalis (sugarcane borer), 426 nucleotides. The record is from the annotation of a GenBank genome assembly. Lineage: Eukaryota; Metazoa; Arthropoda; Insecta; Lepidoptera; Crambidae.
AUGGGAAUAAAAAAAGGAUGGGGUUCAAGGGGAAUUCUUGAGGAGCUCCCAGUUGCUCCUAAUGAAGAAAAUAGUCAAUUGUCAAGAAGUUCAGUUGACUCUCAGUACAUCCCUUAUGUAGAAGAUAUCAUCAGGGAACAUAACUAUAGUUCGUGUAGCAGAUCUAAAAGAACGCACCUCCACAAGCUGAAUAGCUUCAAAAAUAAUUUGAAUUUUGAAUGGUUUAAAGUGACCGCCGUAGACGCUUCGUACACAUUCAUGCCGCGCGCUUUCUGGCGGACAAGACCGACGCCUUCGCCUCGUGAUGCCGUCAGCACGGUUCCGCCCAUGGAGGCUCCGCCACUACCGAAGCAACCAGUGGAGCCGUCUGGCCCUCCUAUCAAGGGAAUAUUAAAGAAACCCAUGCCAAUGAAAUAUUUGUCUUAA